This is a messenger RNA of Rosa chinensis, 2152 nucleotides long. Its product is annotated as acyl-CoA-binding domain-containing protein 4. The record is from RefSeq and is a predicted model, not a curated record. Bases 150 to 1742 code for a protein of 530 amino acids. Lineage: Eukaryota; Viridiplantae; Streptophyta; Magnoliopsida; Rosales; Rosaceae. The transcript has 14 exons. Gene Ontology annotation, molecular function: protein binding.
AAACGAUGACUUUGAUUUUUGGUGUUGCCGACUAGAGCAGAGAGCGACGCCUUCUCUGAAGAUACACAGACACACACCACAGAGUGAGAGAGAUCUCGACUUGGGCAUCAUCACCGUCCGAUCUCAUCCUCUAUUUCAAUUCAAGUAUUAUGAGACAUGUAAAGCAAUUGAAUUAUCAGCAGAGUGCUGGUAUGGGAACACAAGAGAUAAAGAAAGAUGCGGAUGCCAGCAAUUGGCAAUCUCAUUUGGCAUAUGAUCAGUGGGUAGCACUUCCUGUAUCUGGUUCACGACCACCAGCUCGCUACAAGCAUGCUGCUGUAGUAGUUGAUGAAAACUUAUAUAUUGUCGGCGGGAGUCGUAAUGGGCGGUAUCUAUCUGAUGUUCAGGUCUUUGACUUUAGAAAUUUGUUAUGGUCAACUAUAAAACUGAAUGCAAAUUCCAAUAAUUUUGAAGAUAGUGGUUUACAGGAAGUUGUUCCACCCACUUCUUCUCACAAUCUGGUGAAGUGGGGAAACAAACUUCUUCUGCUUGGUGGGAAUUCAAAGAAAUUGUCUGAUAAAAUAAUAGUGUGGUUCAUCGAUUUGGAAACACACCUCUGUGGCGUCAUGGAGACUUCAGGAAAAGUUCCGGCAGCUCGUGCAGGGCAGUCAACUACACUGGUUGGCUCUAGAUUGAUAAUGUUCGGUGGAGAAGACAGGAGCAGGAAAUUGUUGAACGAUGUCAAUGUUCUUGAUUUAGAGACUAUGACUUGGGAUGUGAUGGAGACAUCGCAGACUCCUCCAGCUCCCAGAUUUGAUCACACAGCAGCAGUACAUGCAGAACGUUACCUUCUAAUUUUUGGUGGCUGUUCACAUGCUAGUUUCUUCAAUGAUCUUCAUGUUCUGGACUUGCAAGCUAUGGAGUGGUCCCAGCCACAAAUUCAGGGUGAUCUUGUAACUCCUAGGGCAGGUCAUGCGGGUAUAACUAUUGAUGAAAACUGGUAUAUAGUUGGCGGUGGAGAUAACAAAAAUGGUUGCCCAGAAACCCUGGCCUUAAAUAUGUCUAAGCUAGUUUGGUCAGUGUCAACAAUUGUAAAGCAAAGGGAUCCACUUGCCAGUGAGGGUCUCACUGUCUGCUCCGUGAAUAUUGAUGGAAAGAAGCAUUUGGUUGCCUUUGGUGGCUAUAAUGGGAACUAUAGCAACGAGGUUUUUGUUAUGAGACCCAAACCAAAUGACUCUUCACAACGAAAGAUAUUCCAGUCACCAGCGGCUGCUGCAGCAGCAGCUUCUGUCACUGCUGCCUAUGCCUUGACUAAAUCAGAAAAAUUGAAUUUCACAACAGUACAGUCGAACUCCAAGGGAGCUGAAAAUCAUCGUUCUGAACAAGAUUUCACAAUUGACAUAGAAGCCCUGAGAGAAGAGAAAGGUGUUCUGGAAUUGUCUCUUUCCGAAGUCAGGAAAGAAAAUGCUAGGGUCAGCCAGGAGAUAGAUGAAGUCAACAAUACUCACAGUGAGUUGUCCAAGGAACUGCAGUCAGUCCAAGGGCAACUUGUAGCUGAGAGAUCAAGAUGCUUUAAAUUGGAGGCUCAAAUCAGUGAACUACAGAAGAUACUAGAAUCAGUGCAGUCCAUUGAGGAUGAGGUACAGGCACUUCGCGGACAGAAAUCUGCAAUGGAACGGGAUAUGGAGCUUGCUUCAUCUGUUCAGAGACAAGGUUCUGGUGGUGUCUGGAGAUGGAUUGCUGGUAGUGGUGGCAACGCAUAAAACUUGCUCAAAAGAGCCAAGAUAGGAGUCAUAGCCCAAAUAUUGACACGGGAAUCAACUGUGUCACAGGCUCCCAAGAGGCCGUGCUGGAGCUCAGCAGUUGGCAUGUUGGAAGAACAUAAAUGUUGAAGUGUUUGGCGACAUUGACGAUGGGGGAUUUCUCACUUGAACACCACAGGUCACAGUGAUGAGAAUUAGAGUCUAAGCGGAUGACUAUAUAUUUACAUGGUGAUAGUUUAAAAUCCGCAAUCAAUUACAUGAUCAUUUUUUUUAAUCCUCAUAUUCUUAUUCUUGUUAUGUAUGAUAUUGAUUUGUUCGUUGGAUUCGCAUGAUAUAGUGGUUCAAAGUACUUGGAUUCUGCGACCCUCACUGGACAUCAAAUUAAUGAUAUUCAUAUUUUCCAGAGACAA